Molecule: messenger RNA, 999 nt
Organism: Candidula unifasciata
Lineage: Eukaryota; Metazoa; Mollusca; Gastropoda; Stylommatophora; Geomitridae
Source: the annotation of a GenBank genome assembly
AUGGAAUUCUUGGUGUUGAUAUGUGUCCUAGUGGCCUUGACUGCUGCCAACACAAAACAGUUUAAACCGCUGAGUGAUGAACAGAUUACCUACAUCAAUAGCUUGUCAGGAGCUAACUGGAAGGCUGGCAGGAACUUCUACCCGCACGAGCUGGAGAGAGCCAAGAGAUUAUUGGGUGUCAACCUCACAGAGGUAAUGGAAUUCAGCAGAAAACAUCUCACUUAUAAGAAUGUCCAGGUCAGGGACGAUCUGCCAGUCAACUUUGACCCCAGGACUAAAUGGACGCACUGCCCUAGUCUGAUUGAAAUCUGGGAUCAGUCUAACUGUGGUUCGUGUUGGGCUUUCGGAGCUGUUGAAGCUAUCACCGACAGGAUCUGUAUCAAAGGCGGUGGCCAGGUCCACAUCUCGACAGAAGACGUCAAUGAUUGUUGCACAUACUGUGGGGAUGGGUGCGAUGGUGGAAAUCCUGCGAGAGUCUAUCUGUGGUACAAGAGCCAAGGCAUCGUAACGGGCGGACAGUACGGAUCAAAUGAGGGGUGCAAGCCCUACUCUCUUCCUCAUUGUGAUCAUCACACAACCGGGAAAUACCCGUCAUGUAAAGGCGAUGCCCCAACACCAGCCUGCCAGUUGGCCUGCAGAAGUGGCUACAACAAAACCUACACUGAAGACAAGAGGAAAGCAAAAUCGUCCUACAGCAUCCAGAGCGAAGAGCAGAUCAUGCAGGAUCUAGUGGACAACGGUCCUGUGACUGCUGCAUUUCUUGUCUAUGAGGACUUCUUGUCUUACAAAUCCGGUGUUUACAAGCACACAGCCGGAGGGGUACUGGGUGGGCACGCAGUGAAAAUCCUGGGAUAUGGUGUGGAAAAUGGAGAGAAAUACUGGCUGGUGGCAAACUCGUGGAAUGAAGACUGGGGAGAUAAAGGGUUCUUCAAGAUAUUGAAAGGUAGCAAUGAAUGCCUUAUUGAAGAUUAUGUGGUCGCUGGGGAGCCACAGCUCUGA